Nelumbo nucifera (sacred lotus) is the source of this 1361-nucleotide messenger RNA. Its product is annotated as uridine nucleosidase 1-like. The record is from RefSeq and is a predicted model, not a curated record. Gene Ontology annotation, molecular function: purine nucleosidase activity. NCBI's taxonomy places the organism in Eukaryota, Viridiplantae, Streptophyta, Magnoliopsida, Proteales, Nelumbonaceae. Gene Ontology annotation, cellular component: cytosol. Gene Ontology annotation, biological process: purine nucleoside catabolic process.
GUCCUGUCGCAAAUAAACAUACCAAGCCAAAACCAUACGCAAUAAAACUAUAAAAAGCAGAGUUUCACCUUGAAACAACAACUCUCUCUCCGGUCUCUCCUUCUCUUUCUGCCUGUUAUUCUCUGCGAAACCCUAAUUUUUGCUUCUGUUUUUGGUGGGUUUUCAUUAUCUUGGAAGGUAAUGGAGUUUGUGAAUUCGAAUUCCCACGCUGAAGUAGACAUGAGGCCCUCUUUGUGCACCAAGCCCGAGAAGAUCAUCAUAGAUACUGAUCCUGGCAUAGACGAUAGUAUGGCCAUCUUCAUGGCAUUUCAAUCACCCGAGCUGGAAGUUAUAGGUUUGACAGCAAUAUUCGGUAACGUUACCACGGAGGACGCUACUCGCAAUGCAUUACUUCUGUGUGAGAUCGCAGGACGGACUGAUGUUCCUGUUGCAGAGGGUAGCCCUGAACCUCUAAAGGGAGGGAAGCCACGUGUUUGUGACUUUGCUCAUGGUUCUGAUGGAAUGGGAAAUAUAUAUCUACCACCCCCAAAAGAAAACAAAAUUGGAAAAAGUGCUUCUGAAUUUUUGGUUGAUAAGGUUUCUGAAUAUCCUGGUGAGGUAUCCAUACUUGCACUAGGACCACUGACAAAUCUUGCUUUGGCAAUAAAGAGGGAUUCGUCCUUUGCAAGCAAGGUGAAGAAAGUGGUGAUACUUGGUGGAGCUUUCUUUGCAUUGGGAAAUGUCAAUCCUGCUGCCGAAGCAAAUAUCUAUGGUGACCCAGAAGCAGCUGAUAUUGUGUUUACAUCUGGGGCAAAUAUUGUUGUUGUUGGCAUAAAUAUUACAACCCAAGUGAAGCUAACAGAUGCAGACCUCUCCCAGUUGAGGGAUUCAAGAGGAAGAUAUGCUAAAUUAUUAAGCAAUAUGUGCAAAUUUUACAGAGAUUGGCACGUGAAAUCUGAUGGUCUCCAUGGUAUUUUCCUUCAUGAUCCUGCAAGUUUUGUGGCACUGAUCAAGCCUGAUCUCUUUACUUACAAGAAAGGGGUUGUCAGGGUUGAGACACAAGGCAUCUGUCUAGGACAUACGCUAAUGGAUCAGGGACUGAAAAGAUGGAAUGCAAGCAACCCAUGGACAGGCUACUCCCCUGUUUUGAUUGCAUGGACUGUUAAUGUGGAUGAAGUUGUUAUGCAUGUAAAAGAACUGUUGAUGAAACCAUGAAGUCUUAGAAGCAGUGAUAUUCAAGCCCGAAAACUGUAAAAAGAGAAGGCUGGGUCCACUACCAUUUGCCAAUUCGUCCCAUUUGUCAUUUCUUUUCUUGCCUUCGGUUGGUCUCUCAUGUGAAUGGCUGCUAAUUUAUUCAUCAAUGUCGCUUAGUUUAUGAUUCA